Gastrolobium bilobum is the source of this 696-nucleotide messenger RNA. RefSeq lists its product as uncharacterized. The record is from RefSeq and is a predicted model, not a curated record. The transcript is spliced from 2 exons. The coding region runs from base 1 to 696 and encodes 231 amino acids. NCBI's taxonomy places the organism in Eukaryota, Viridiplantae, Streptophyta, Magnoliopsida, Fabales, Fabaceae.
AUGGAGUGGAGAAAAUAUUAUAUGGAUCUGAUGCUUGUGCCAUUGGGGUUAGUGAUCAUACUUGCAUAUCAUGUAUGGUUAUGGCAUAAGAGUCGGACACAACCCUUCACCACAAUCUUUGGAAUAGACGCUAAUGGUCGGCAAUUUUGGAUUCCUACCAUGAUGAAGGAUAUUGAAAAGACGAACAUAUUAGUAGUCCAAUCUCUUCGGAACUUAAUAAUGGGGUCAACGCUUAUGGCAACAAAAUCCAUUCUCAUUUGUGCUGGCCUAGGAGCAGUUAUAAGCAGCACCUACAGUGUUAAAAAUGCAGUCAACGACUCAAUUUUUGGAGCACAUGGGGAAUAUGUGGUGGCAUUGAAAUAUGCCACAUUGCUUGCCACAUUCUCAUUAUCAUUUCUAUGUCACACUCUAUCUAUCAGGUUUCUCAGUCAAGUGAGUAUCCUCAUUUGCACUCCACAAGAUGUCAAGUCCAUGGUGACCCCAGAAUAUUUAACUGGGCUUUUGGAGAGGGCCACAACAUUGAAUAUAGUGGGGAACAGGCUUUUCUAUUCAGCACUUUCACUUAUACUUUGGAUCUUUGGGCCUGUGCUAGCUUUCUUAGCUUCAAUGGCAAUGGUACUUAUACUAUACAACCUCGACUUUGUGGCUGGGAACGUCAAAAGCAGAGUGGAGGAUGCUAUCCAGAAUGAUAUUUGA